This is a messenger RNA of Equus caballus (horse), 1922 nucleotides long. It is a transcript of the gene SLC52A2, whose product is annotated as solute carrier family 52 member 2. The record is from RefSeq and is a predicted model, not a curated record. Gene Ontology annotation, molecular function: riboflavin transmembrane transporter activity. Lineage: Eukaryota; Metazoa; Chordata; Mammalia; Perissodactyla; Equidae. Gene Ontology annotation, cellular component: plasma membrane. Gene Ontology annotation, biological process: riboflavin transport.
GUGGCGCCUGAAGGGUGCCCUUGUCCCUGGGUCCUUGGUCUCGUGUCCGUCUUGGGGUGAGGGUGAUGGUGGUCUCGGCAACUCAGACCCUAAGAUCAGCUCUUCCCGUGGGGUCGUGGCGCCUUAAGCACGGCUUCCUGCUUCUCUGCCUGCCCGCCUUUCUGUGUCGUCAUCCCGACACAGGCGGCCGCUGCUUCUUGCUAGAAGAGAUCUUCAGUUCUUAGAAGAGCCGAAGCGUCUUCUUUGGACCUAGGCGGGGAAAGAAGAGCUGGCUGUGACCUUUGCCCUGUCUUGGAGGGCCCAGCCUUGGGUUGAAUGGCAGCAGCGCCGCUGGGCCGUCUGGUGCUGACCCACCUGCUGGUAGCUCUGUUCGGCAUGGGCUCAUGGGCUGCCAUCAAUGGGAUCUGGGUGGAGCUGCCUGUGGUGGUGAAAGACCUCCCCGAGGGUUGGAGCCUUCCUUCAUACCUUGCUGUGCUUGUGGCACUGGGGAACCUGGGUCUGCUGGUGGUGACCCUGUGGAGGCGGCUGGCCCCGGGCAAGGGCGAGCGGGGCCCCAUCCAGGUGGUGCAGGCGCUGAGCAUGGUGGGCACAGCACUGCUGGCUCCGCUGUGGCACCACGUAGCGCCGGUGGCAGGGCAGCUCCAUUCUGUGGCUUUCUUAACGCUGGCCUUGGUGCUGGCACUGGCCUGCUGUGCCUCUAAUGUCACUUUCCUGCCCUUCCUGAGCCACCUGCCACCUCCUUUCUUGCGGUCCUUCUUUCUGGGUCAGGGCCUCAGUGCUCUGCUGCCCUGUGUGCUGGCCCUAGUGCAGGGUGUGGGCCGCCUUGAGUGCCCGCCAGCCCCCAUCAAUGGCACCCCUGGGCCCCCCCACCACUUCCCAGAGCGUUUUUCUGCCAGCACCUUCUUCUGGGCACUGACUGCCCUUCUGGUCACUUCGGCUGCUGCCUUCCAGGGUCUCCUGCUGUUGUUGCCAUCACCACCAUCCAUACCCACAGGGGCCCCAGGGCCUGACCUGCGGAUGGGAGCCCCAGGAGUGGAGGAGGAGGAGGAAGAGGCCUCGCCGCUUCAGGAGCCGCCAAGCCAGGCAGCAGGCACCACCCCCAGUCCAGACCCUGAGGCCCAUCAGCUGCCCUCCACGCGCAGUGCCUGCCUGCUGGGCCUGCUCGCUGUCACCAACGCACUGACCAACGGCGUGUUGCCUGCUGUGCAGAGCUUUUCCUGCUUGCCCUAUGGACGCCUGGCCUACCACCUGGCUGUGGUGCUGGGCAGCACCGCCAGCCCUCUUGCCUGCUUCCUGGCCAUGGGUGUGCUGUGCAGGUCCCUGGCAGGACUGGGUGGUCUCUGUCUACUAGGCAUGCUCUUUGGGGCCUACCUGAUGGCGCUGGCAAUCCUGAGCCCCUGCCCGCCCCUGGUGGGCACCUCUGCAGGGGUGGUCCUUGUGGUGCUGUUGUGGGUGCUGUGUCUGGGCGUGUUCUCCUACGUGAAGGUGGCUGCCAGCUCCCUGCUGCAUGCGGGGGGGCGACCGGCAUUGCUGGCAGCUGGCGUGGCCAUCCAGCUGGGCUCCAUGCUUGGUGCUGUCGCCAUGUUCCCUCCCACCAGCAUCUACCACGUGUUCCACAGCAGGAAGGACUGUGUGGACCCAUGUGGACCCUGAGCUGGGGCAGCAGGGACAUCACUUGGCCCCACCUGUCUUCAGGCUGAGGCUGCUAUAGUGCCUGAGUACCUGCAGCCCAGGGAGGCCCUCCCUAUGCACGGGCACACUUAUGGACGGACACCUGCACACUCCACGGGAGACUCUCGUGCUUCAGGCCAGGGUAGGGACCACAGAGAAGGCAUGGAGCCAGGGCCUGACAGCAGCUGUAGACUUGGCCCUGGGCCUGGGACCUGUUGGGAUUUGCACAAUAAAGCAUUUUUAUUCCAUGA